Molecule: messenger RNA, 1761 nt
Organism: Phanerochaete carnosa HHB-10118-sp
Lineage: Eukaryota; Fungi; Basidiomycota; Agaricomycetes; Polyporales; Phanerochaetaceae
Exons: 14
Coding region: 7-1536 (509 amino acids)
Molecular function (GO): heme binding; monooxygenase activity; iron ion binding
Source: RefSeq, a predicted model, not a curated record
ACUACAAUGGCACCAACGCUCGUGUAUGUUUCUAUCGCUCUGACUGCCCUCUGGGCAAUCGCCUUCCGGAAGCGCCAGCAUUAUCGGUAUCCGCCUGGGCCCAAAAGCCUUCCCAUUGUUGGCAAUAUUCUUCAUGUACCAACGGGGCAUGGCUGGAUUACGUUCAGAGAUUGGGCGCGUCAGUAUGGCUCCGACCUCCUUCAUUUCCAUGGCCUCGGCAUGCACAUUGUGGUGGUAAACAGUGCCAAAGCCGCCAAAGAUCUGUUUGAGAAGCGGUACAUUAAUUACUCUGACAAAGAGGUAUCUACGAUGAUGCUUCAGGUCGCUGGGCCCGAAAGAAACUGGAUAAUGAUGCCGUACGGCGAUGAGUGGAAGGAACAUCGCCGACUAUUCCACCAGCAUUUCCGCCCGGGAUCAGUCUCACAGUUUCAUCCCAAACAAUCGAAAGCCGUCCGCAGGCUAUUAAACCUACUACUAGAUUCCCGAGAUGACUUCUUACCGCAUGUUCGCUACAUGUCAGGAUCAUUGAUUCUUGAUAUCAUUUACGCCUUUGAUGUCCAGCCCGAUGACUCCCGUCUUGCACUCGUGGAGAAAGCUAUGAGCGCAGGCGAAGAGAUCGUCAAAACAGGAAUCUUCCUUGUCGAUAUUUUCCCGAUCUUGAUGUAUUUGCCGGCAUGGUUUCCUGGCGCGGGAUUCAAGCGUAAAGCAGCCAAAUGGAAGGCGCUGGUGGAUGACAUGUACGAGGUGCCUUACGGUCUGUUCAAGACGGCAGUGAACGAAGGCGGUGCUCAACCGUGUCUUACUCUAUCUCUUCUGUCCGAGGCCGACACGACAGAUAUUUCAAAACUUGAAGAAACGUUUAUUGCGCUCACGGGGACAGCAUACUCGGCCGGCUCGGACACGACAGCAAUUACAAUUACCACGUUCGUCCUCGCCAUGAUCUUGAAUCCUGAAAUACAAGCAUUCGUGCAAGAGGAGCUUGACCAGGUCGUCGGUAACGAUCGAUUGCCAGUGAUGGAAGAUCAGCCGUCUCUUCCUCGAGUCGCAGCUGUGAUGCAUGAGGUCAUGCGACGAUACCCCCCUAUGCCACUAGCGACUCCCCACCGUUCGACUACCGAUGAUGAGUACAAUGGCUACCAUAUCCCUGCAGGCUCGAUGGUCAUUGGUAACACAUGGGCAAUCCUCCACGACGAGGAAGUGUACCCCGAUCCGUUCUCGUUCAACCCGAAACGGUUCUUGUCUGAGGACGGGAAGCUCCGAGACGAUGUGCCUCUCCCCACAGAAACAUUCGGCUAUGGACGCAGGAUAUGUGCCGGCCGUUACUUCGCCAUGGACGCCCUCUUUCUAGCUAUAUCGAGCCUCCUAGCUGUUUUCAACAUCGAGAAGGCUGUGGACGAGAAUGGCAAGCCUAUUGAAGUCAAGGUGGAAUUUACUCCCUACGUCUUCAGCCAACCGAAGCCUUUCAAGGCCCGCUUCAAGCCGCGUAAUCCGGGGGCGGAGAGUCUUAUACGGUCGGCAGCUCUAGCGGACGCGUAAGCCGUCUGUGCUUGCCAAGGGAUAGGGAUGUCGAAGUUAUCGGGCGUUUUAUGUGUUUUGACGUGGCUCAGUCAGUCGCUACGGUCGCGACUCAUUAGCGAGAGUUCAACCUUUCGGACGCUCAGAGACUUUUCCCCGAAUCUGAGCGUGGGUAUCUAUGUAUUUUACACUGCGAGUAAUAUGUUAAGUGUAUUGUAGAACGAGCUGAGUGGCCGUCUUGCAGUC